AUGGAAGAACCCUCAUGGGAAUCUAAUGUCACAGAUUCCAUCAAUGCCAUUUAUCUCCUAUUUUCAGCUUACCUAGUUUUCGUAAUGCAACUCGGGUUCGCCAUGCUUUGCGCGGGCUCUGUUCGGGCCAAGAACGCAAUGAACAUAAUGCUGACAAACGUAGUCGAUGCAGUUAUCGGAAGCCUAUCUUAUUUCCUCUUCGGUUUCGCUUUCGCCUUUGGCGAAGGCCCGAAUAAAAACCCGUUUAUCGGUACAUCCCAUUUUGCUCUAAAAGACAUCCCAUCAAGCUCAUAUGACUAUAGCUUCUUUCUCUACCAAUGGGCUUUCGCGAUUGCCGUUGCGGGCAUCACUAGCGGGUCGAUUGCCGAGCGGACCCAAUUCAGCGCCUACUUAAUCUUCUCGUUUUUCUUAUCGGGAUUCGUUUAUCCCGUCGCGGCCCAUUGGACCUGGUCUUCGUCGGGCUGGCUAAGCCCAAAUUCUCUGGGCCCAUUACUCUUCGGUUCGGGCUCCAUCGACUUUGCGGGUAGUGGGGUCGUUCACUUGGUGGGCGGUGUGGCCGGGCUUUGGGGCUCGUUUAUCGAGGGCCCGAGAGUGGGCCGUUUCGACGCGUUCGGUAAGCCCGUUUCCAUGCGCGGCCACAACUCGACCCUCGUGGUACUCGGCACGUUUUUGCUCUGGUUCGGUUGGUUCGGUUUUAACCCAGGCUCGUUCGACAAGAUUCUUGUGCUGCCCAGGCAAGGGCACGGGCAGUGGAAUGCCGUGGGCCGGACAGCUGUCACCACCACAUUGGCCGGGUCGACGGCCGGGCUCACGACCCUUUUUGCCCGUCGGGUGCUCGUGGGCCAUUGGGAUGGGCUCGAUGUCUGCAAUGGGUUGUUAGGUGGGUUUGUGGCGAUUACUUCAGGCUGUUCGGUUGUGGAGCCUUGGGCCGCGAUCGUUUGUGGGCUUGUUGCGGCUUGGGUUCUUAUUGGGCUCAAUGUCUUGGCCCUGAAGAUGAAGAUCGAUGACCCGUUAGAGGCGGCCCAGUUGCACGGAGGUUGUGGGGCUUGGGGCUUGAUAUUCACCGGGCUUUUUGCGAAGGAGGAGUUCGUGGUGAAGGUUUACGAUUCGGGCCGAGUUGGGCCGGGGGCCCGGCCGUACGGGCUCUUGUUGGGUGGUGGUUGGGGUUUGAUUGGGGCUCAAGUGGUUGAGCUUUUGGUUUUGGUGGGAUGGGUUAGCUUGACUAUGGGGCCAUUGUUUUAUUUGCUUCAUUGGCUUGGGAUUUUGAGGAUAUCAAGAGAUGAUGAAGUGGCUGGGCUUGAUGUGUCUAGUCAUGGAGGAUAUGCGUAUAACAAUGCUCAUCAUGAAGAGGAGACGGGUCCACGGGUUUAUGGUGAAUAUAUGCGGCUGCAAAAUAGUUUGUAG
This is a messenger RNA of Striga asiatica, 1404 nucleotides long. NCBI's taxonomy places the organism in Eukaryota, Viridiplantae, Streptophyta, Magnoliopsida, Lamiales, Orobanchaceae. The record is from the annotation of a GenBank genome assembly.